UUAGUGUCCAGGUGUGGAGUGGAGCUCGUUGUUGCUGUCUCUGUGUGAAGAAACUACUGACUAAAGUCCACAAGAAGAUGAUGAUGGAGAAAGAGGAGGACAGAGCAGAGUCUGCAGGAUCCAGCUGUGAAAGUGACAACUCCAGAGAUAAUCCUCCAUACUUCAGUGCUGAACCUGGACCAACGAGAGGUCAGAGGUCACAGUCUGCAGGGUCCAGCUGUCCGUCUGUGAGGAGUGACUGGUCCAAACCUGAAAAUCCAAACUUCAGUGGUGAACCUGGACCAACGAGAGAGAGGAAGAAGAGUGAUGUUUGUGAGGAGGAGCAGCUGCCCUGCUGUGCUUUGUGUCAGGACGUCCUGAAGGAUCCAGUCUGUACCAGCUGUGGACACAGGUUCUGCAGACAGUGCAUUUCCUCAUACUGGGACCACUCUGCUUCAUCAGGAGACUCCUCCUGUCCCCAGUGUGGAGAAAGAUCCAAAACCAGAGCUGGACUGCAGACAGCCAGUCAAAGCAGCUGUGUACAAACAGUUGUUGGUCUGCAGGAGCUUUUAGAUGAACAUAAGAUCAGUCUGAGGAGGAGAUGUGAAUGUGUGGCAGAAGGAUGUGAUGAAACACGAAGUAGAACCCUCCUCAACAGGAUCUACACUGAGCUCUACAUCACAGAGGGACAGAGUGAAGAGGUUCAUACCCAACAUGAGGUGAGGCAGCUGGAGACAGCUUCCAAGAUGGACGCCCUCCAUGGCACUCCAAUCAGGUGCCAGGACAUCUUUAAAGCCUUACCUGACCAACAGAGACCCAUCAGAGUGGUUCUGACCAACGGCGUGGCUGGUGUUGGAAAAACCUUCUCAGUGCAGAAGUUCACUCUGGACUGGGCAGAGGGCUUGGAGAACCAACAUGUCAGUGUGGUGGUUCUGCUUUCAUUCAGGGAGCUGAACCUGAUCAGAGAUGAGUAUUACAGUCUUCUGGAGCUGCUCCAUGUUUUCCAUCCAACAUUACAGAAGGUCACAGCAGAGAAGCUGGCUGUCUCUCAGCUUUUGUUCAUCUUUGACGGCCUGGAUGAAAGCAGACUUUCAUUGGAUUUCACCAAUAGGAAACUGCUGUCUGAUGUUACACAGAAGUCAUCAGUCAGCCAGCUGCUGACAAACCUCAUCCAGGGGAAUCUGCUUCCCUCGGCUCUCGUCUGGAUAACUUCCCGACCUGCAGCAGCCAAUCAGAUCCCUCCUACAUGUGUUGACAGGAUAACAGAACUACGAGGCUUCACUGACGCCCAGAAGGAGGAGUACUUCAGGAGGAGAGUCAAUGAUGAAGAGCUGUCCAGCAAAAUUAUCUCUCAUAUGAAGACAUCCAGGAGCCUCCACAUCAUGUGUAGAAUCCCAGUCUUCUGCUGGAUCACUGCUACAGUUCUGGAGCACAUGUUAACUACAGAGGAGAGAGGAGAGCUCCCCAAGACCCUGACUGACAUGUACUCACACUUCCUGCUGUUUCAGACAAAGAGGAAGAAGAACAAGUACGAUGAGGGACAUGAGACGAGUCCACAGGAGCUGACGGAGGCUGACAGGGAAGUUCUUCUGAAGCUGGGGAGGCUGGCGUUUGAACAUCUGGAGAAAGGAAACAUCAUGUUCUACCAAGAAGACCUGGAGCAGUGUGGUCUGGAUGUGACAGAGGCCUCGGUGUACUCAGGAGUUUGUACAGAGAUCUUCAAACGAGAGUGUGUGAUCUUCCACAAACCAGUCUACUGCUUUGUUCAUCUAAGCAUUCAGGAGUUUCUGGCUGCAGUCUACAUGUUCCACUGUUUCACCAACAGGAAGACAGAGGUGGUGGAGAACUUCCUAUGUCCCCAGGUGGGAAACUUCAUCUGGGAUGAGGAGGAAGAGUAUGAAGAUGAUGAUAGUGAUACUGAUAAUUAUAGUGAUGAUGAAGGAUUGGUGAAUGAUUACGUGGAUCCAAGACAGGUCUGGGACGAGAGCACUAUGAUGAGACAGCAGAUGAUUUACUUCCAAAAGAUAACUUCUAUGACCAAGAAGCUUUUUGGAAGGGAUCUCCGAUCAUACGAUGCAUUUCUGAACAGAGUCAUGGAGAAGUUCCUCCAGAGUAAAAAUGGCCACCUGGACCUGUUUGUUCGCUUCCUUCAUGGCCUCUCUCUGGAGUCCAACCAGAGACUCUUAGGAGGUCUGCUGGGUCAGACAGUGAUCAGUACAGAAAUCAUCCAGAGAGUCAUCAACAACCUGAAGAUGAUGAACAGUGAUUACAUGUAUCCUGACAGAAGCAUCAACAUCUUCCACUGUCUGAUGGAGAUGAACGACCUCUCAGUACAUCUGGAGAUCCAAGAGUUCCUGAAGUCAGAGAACAGAUCAGAGAAGAAACUCUCUGAGAUCCAGUGCUCAGCUCUGGCCUUCAUGCUGCAGAUAUCAGAGGUGGUUCUGGAUGAGUUUGACCUUCGGAGGUACAACAUAUCAGAGCAGGGACAACUGAGACUGAUUCCAGCUGUGAGGAACUGCCAAAAGGCUCGACUGACUCAGUGUCGACUCUCAGAGACUCAGUGUGAAGUUGUGGCCUCUGCUCUGAAAUCCAACCCCUCCCAUCUGACACAACUGGACAUGAGUUUAAAUGACCUGACGUUUUCGGCAGUGAAGCUUCUCUGUGCUGGACUGGAGAGUCCCAACUGUCGACUCAAGACUCUGAGACUGGGGAGCUGUGGUUUGUCAAAGAUCAGCUGUGAUUAUCUGGCAGCAGCGCUGAAGUCUAACCCCUCCCAUCUGAUAGAGCUGGACCUUAGAAACAACAACUUGCAGGAUUCAGGAGUGAAGCAGCUGUGUGGUUUUCUGGAGAGUCCAGGAUGUAGACUUGAAACUGUGAGUUUGAGAAGCUGUGGUUUGUCGAAGAUCAGCUGUGAUUAUCUGGCAGCAGCGCUGAAGUCCAACCCCUCCCAUCUGAGAGAGCUAAACCUGUGGUUAAACAAGCUGCAGGAUCCAGAUGUGAAGCAGCUGUCUGAUCUUCAGCAGAGUCCAGACUACAGACUGGAGACUCUGAGGUGGAGCUGAUGAUGGUAAACAGGACGGUGAGAGAGGAUGAGCUGUGUCCCGAUUUGAUUUUUUAUUUGUAUUUGUUUUAAUGAAAUAUAUGACAUAUACUCUGU
Messenger RNA from Neolamprologus brichardi, 3136 nucleotides. NCBI's taxonomy places the organism in Eukaryota, Metazoa, Chordata, Actinopteri, Cichliformes, Cichlidae. The record is from RefSeq and is a predicted model, not a curated record.